This is a messenger RNA of Diaporthe amygdali, 1701 nucleotides long. Its product is annotated as benzoate 4-monooxygenase cytochrome P450. The transcript is spliced from 3 exons. The coding region runs from base 1 to 1701 and encodes 566 amino acids. Lineage: Eukaryota; Fungi; Ascomycota; Sordariomycetes; Diaporthales; Diaporthaceae. The record is from RefSeq and is a predicted model, not a curated record. Gene Ontology annotation, molecular function: oxidoreductase activity.
AUGGGCUCCCUGACAACUCCUGAAUAUGAUGCUAUCAUCGUUGGUGGUGGCUUCGCUGGUUGUUACACCCUCGACCGACUCCGCAAGGCUGGUUUCAAGACCCUGGUCAUCGACGACGCAGCGAACCUAGGCGGUGUCUGGUACUGGAAUUGCUAUGCUGGAGCCCGUGUCGAUACAUCUGUCCCUCUCUACGAAUUCUCUGACGAGGAGAUCUGGAGGCCAUGGACCUGGUCCGAGAGAUAUCCGGGAAGGGAUGAAAUUCGCAACUACUUCGACCACGUUGAGUCCAAACUCCAUCUCAAAAAGGACUUUUUGUUCAACAAACUCGUCGUCAGUGCCGAAUUCGAUGAGGGCGGAAACCACUGGAGCAUUGUCACCGGUGACAAGUCUGUCUUGACCUCCCGGUUUUUCAUUCUCUGCACUGGCUUCGCUGCAAAACCCAACAUCCCAGACUUCAAGGGUCUAGAUUCUUUCGCCAGAAUAUCCUGUCACACCUCAAAGUGGCCUCAGGGGGGCAUUGACUUCAAGGGAAAACGCGUUGGCGUCGUUGGCAACGGUUCAAGUGGCCUUCAAGUCAUCCAGGAAUUUGCUUCUGAGGUCGACUACCUCACGGUCUUUCAACGCAGCCCGACCUACGCGCUUCCCAUGCGUCAGAAACAUUUGUCCGCCGAGGAUCAGCAGAAGGAGACCUACCGCCAGCUCUACGAGCUCCGCAAGAAAACCUUCGCGGGCCUCGAUUUUGAAUUCAAACCCCACGCUUGCGGCGAAUCUACAGCAGCAGAGCGCGAGGCGUUCUUCGAGGAGCUUUGGGCGAAGGGCGGCCUUUCCUUCUGGCUCGGCACGUACCAAGAUGUCAUCAGGGAUAAGGAGGCCAACCAGCACGCGUACGAGUUUUGGCGGAGCAAGGUAUUACAGAGGGUCCACAAGCCGGCGAUGCAACAGCUGCUAGCCCCAGAGAAGAAGCCUUAUUAUUUCGGAACUAAGCGGGCUACCCUUGAGCAGAGAUACUACGAAGUCUAUAAUCAGGACAACGUUGAACUCAUUGACGCCAAGGCGAACGCCAUCACUGAGGUCGUUCCGGACGGCAUUUUCACGGCAGACGGCAAGCUACACAAGCUUGAUGUUCUUGUCUUGGCUACAGGCUUCGACUCGGUGACUGGAGGUAUCCUGGCGAUCGAUAUUAAGGGCGAGAAUGGUCAGUCGCUGAGGAAGAAGUGGGCCAAGGGAACAACGGCGCACCUCGGUAUGACGACUGCCGGAUUUCCCAACGCACUGUUCGUCUACGGGCCACAAGGACCAACAUCGUUCUGCAACGGGCCUACUUGCGCUGAGCUUCAAGGAGACUGGAUUCGCGAUACGCUGGUGUACUUGCGGGAGCAUGGCAAGUGUUACAUAGACCCUCGCCCAGAGGCCGAGCAAGAAUGGCGCGAGCUGGUGAAUAACAUCGGAGAUGCAACCCUGUUGCCCCAAACCAAAUCCGAGUACAUGGGAACCAAUAUCCCAGGGAAGCCUAAGGAAACAGAAAUGCUCAACUUCUUGGGUGGGGUGGUUGAGUACACUCGUCGCAUCACUUCUUCGCUCAGCAAUGGCCUAGAGAAUUUUGUUGUCCGCCUGAACUUCUUCGGGCGUUUAACUGAGAUGCUGCUGCCCGAUGAGCGCAGCGAUGCCAGCAGCGAGAUGAAUAGCCAUGCUGGUGCCUGA